Molecule: messenger RNA, 1530 nt
Organism: Symbiodinium pilosum
Lineage: Eukaryota; Dinophyceae; Suessiales; Symbiodiniaceae
Source: the annotation of a GenBank genome assembly
AUGGUGGAAUGGGGCAGUCCAAAGGUGGAUCAGCCUGUGGUGGUAUGGCCGGCAACCUGGGUGCUCUGCAAGCUGGUGGCAUGGGUGGCAAAGCUUGUGUGGGCAGCUGCAGUGGCUGUGGUGGGUGCGGUAGUUGUGGUGGCUUUGGUGGCUGCCCUGGCUGCGCUGGGUGCUCCGGCUGCUGUGGCUGUGGUGGGUGUGGCAGUUGUGGCGGCUGUGGUGGCUGCAGUGGGUGUGGUUGCUGUGGCGGUGCCACCGGCUGCGGUUGUUGCGGAGGAUGCCCAGGCGUGUGCGGAGGCUGCGGCUGUGGUGGCUGUGGCUGCGGUGGCUGUGGCUGUGGUGGCUGUGGUGGCUGUGGCUGCGGUGGCUGUGCCGCUGGCUGCGGAGGAUGCUACAGCUGCAACCCCUGUGGCAGCUGCGGAUUCGGUGGGUGUCCUGGCAAUGGCUGUGGCAGCUGCCAUGCUGGCCCCAGCGGCCCUGGCUGCGGUACGUCAAAUCCUUCCAACGGCUGCGGGCCCCUCACAGCGAAACCUUGUUCCGGUAGAUCAGGGCUUUACUGGAGAUUGGGGAAAGCACGUUGACCAGUUGGUACCAUUGGCAGAGUAUCAUGACGGUUCUGCCAACUGUCAGAUCAACGUCAACUCACAUGUUGACACAGGCUUUUCCGUGGUGUUCGGCCUGUUUAUUGCCUGCUGGUACUUUGCAACUCGCCAGAUCGGACUGGUUUGCAGUGAGGGAGCAGACGCCUGUAGAGCGCCUCACUUCGUGGCUGCGAUCCCGACAGGCUCGAAUCGCUUGUUGUUGUGCUUCCUGCUGAAGAGCAAGUUCAAAGCAACCGAGCGGAGCACUCGUGGCUUGCCUUUCAGAAAUUUCUUGAAAAAGGACUAUUUCGCAGGCGUGAGCCAAGAGUUUGCCGAAGCUGCAGCUGCGUUGGAAGCGAGCCUGAAAUUCGUGCCGAAAGUGCUGAAUCCACACGAUGGUGGAGGGGCCAAGCAGCCGGAGUUCGUUGAUGGCGCUGAGCUAGCCCGAAAGCUCAUUGCAAGCCGUUGUCCUGAAGCUCUCUCCAGCUUCAAGGUUUUCACGACUGUUGGCGGCAGCGCCCCAUCAAAGGAGGCGCGACCGAAGGACAGCACUGGAUCAGCGUCCAGCAUGGAUGAGUGCAUCCAGCAAAUUGCCAAGGAGCAUAGGAUUUCUGCCCGCCGUGUGGUCCUUUUCACGGCUUCGAAAGACCUGGUUCGUGACGGGGCCGAUGAGAGCUGGACCGCCAUCCAUGUGCCCAACUCGGCAGAAGGCUUUCGUUUCGAUGAUGUCCAGUUGCCGAGCAACAGCGAUUCAGGCUUGUUCCAGCUACCCGAGGUCAUGCUGAAACAGGCACACUUGGGAUGCUUGUUCGUCAGGAUUUGCACAAAGAAGGCUAGCAUGAUAAGGAGGAUCAUCGUGAAGAUCAUUCCCUGCGAAACAUGCCCGGCCUUUGAAAAGAGAGGUGCUGAGCUUGCUGCGGCUGGGCUGAGCAGUUUUCAAGAUAGCUGA